Messenger RNA from Caenorhabditis angaria, 2789 nucleotides. NCBI's taxonomy places the organism in Eukaryota, Metazoa, Nematoda, Chromadorea, Rhabditida, Rhabditidae. The record is from the annotation of a GenBank genome assembly.
AUGAGGGUAUCUUUAAAUUUAUUAGUAUUUUUUCUUUCUUUUUUGACAAUAGAAAUUGAAAGUAUUGAUUUCGAUCCCGCGAAAGCUAUUGAUCUUUUAAAUGAUUUGAUAGAACAUCCAAGAGAAGUAAUCGACCAAUUGGUAAGAACUUUUUUCGAAAAAUUCUGAAUAUUUUUGAUUUUCUUAGCAACAAUAUAAAAUCAGUGAUCUAAUCGGAGCUCUUGGUUUUCAUUCAAAUGCAAAUUUUACAAUCUCAAAACAAUGUCACGAUGAACUCACAUUUUUGGGUUACGGUAUGAUUGAUUCUGCUCAACAUGUUCAUCAUGGAUCAUUUGAAAAUCGAACAAGAUUUAUGACAGCUGAAGAAAGACAAUACUAUUUGAUUCCAAUGAUGGAUUCAGCUGGAAAAGUUGGGUCAGGAAUAUCAAGAGGACAUAUAACAGCUUCAGGACAAUUUAGACAAUGUAAAAAUGUUCGAAUUUAUUCGACAACAUUGAAUCGAACAUUACGAGGUGAUUAUUAUCGAGUAUUAUUUGAUUUGAAAAUGAGAGCAAAUUCUGCAAAUGGAAGUUGUCAAGUUCCACAAAUUGGACUUGAUUUAUGUUUACCAUAUGUUUGUAAAAAUGAUAAUUUGACGGAUUAUUUCAGAGAAGGUGGUUUUAUUGGGUUUUCUUGUCAAAAUAAUGACACAAAAAAUUUAGCUUUGGGUUCUUCAAUCGAAAAAUCGCCUGUUUGCAGUGUGAUUAAUGUAAAUCAAAGAGUUCCAAAACCAAAUAUUUAUACAUUUUUUGUAUCUGGUGUUCUCAUCUCAAUUGUUAUUCUAUGUAUUAUCGCAGGUUUUGUCGAUUAUUUUCAUGCUCGAAAAUUCGCAAAAUCUGAAUACAAAAGAAUCGAUGAUAAUUCGAGUACUCUUUGGAAAAUGUUCAUGUCUUUUUCUUUGUAUCGGAAUGUCAAAAAUAUUUUCCGAAUCAAAAAUUGUAACAGAAGUGGACAAGUAACAAGUUUGAAUUGUAUUCGAACAAUUUCGACUGUUUGGGUUAUUUUUGGACAUUGUUCUGCGAUUAUGGUACUAGUUUGUAGUAAGUGGAAAUUCUGAAAAUGGGAAUGAAAAUAAUUCGGAAACUUUUCAGCAAAUCCAAUGGAUCUUAUUGAUUAUACAAAAACCUAUAUAGGAUUAUUCAUGGCCAAUGCAUAUUAUGCUGUUGACACAUUUUUCUUUAUAUCUGCAUUUUUGCUAACAUUUUUGUGGUUCAAAGUUAGUGGUUUGGAACUUUUCAUUUCGAAAAAAAGAAGUUAAAAAAAAUAUAAAGCUCAUCAAAAAAGUUAGAUGACUUUCACUAAAAGUACCACGAAACAUUUUCUAAAAAAUGUGUUGAGAAAAAUAUUUUCAAAUUUUUAGGAACUCAAAAAACGUCGUGCAGCGGUAAUGUCUCCAAUGGGUUGGAUAAUGUUUUAUGUUCAUCGAAUUCUUCGCCUAACUCCAGUUUAUUAUAUAACUAUUUUCUUUUUCACAUUUGUCUUCACUCGACUUCUACGUGAUGCUCCAGUUUAUAUGUCACCCGCAGUUCAAGAUGACACUUGUGAAAGGAAUUUUUGGCUUAAUUUAUUAUACAUUGAUAAUAUUAUUGACUCAAAACAUAUUGUAAGUUUUGGAGAAAAAAAAAUGAUAUUUUGAAAAAAACAUUGUUGCAGUGUUAUGUGAUUUCUUGGUAUCUGGCAACAGAUAUUCAAAUAUAUUGUCUAACUCCAUUACUUCUUCUUCCAUUUGCUUUGGGAGGAAAAAUCGCCGGUUUAAUUGCUUGUGCAACCGUAUUUCUUGGUUCAACUGCUUAUAAUACUUAUCAAAUGUUAGUUUGGCAUUUUCCACCAACUCAAUUUCAAUUCGGACCAAAAGAUCCGAGAUAUAAUCCGGAUGAAAGAAGAUAUGAUCAAUGGAAUUAUUAUAAUCCACUUAAUUCGAUGUCAAAUUUAUAUUAUGGGAAUGGUUUUGGGUUAUUUUAUGCAGCAGACCGAAAAAGUUAAAAUAAAUAAGGUAUUUACUGUAAUUUUGGGGUUGAAAACAAUGUUUUGGAUAUAAUUUUUCUAGGCAAAUAUUUUGAAUCUUCGAAAGGCCACAGUAAUUUCGACAUGAAAAAAUUGUUAUUUUUUUUUUAAUUUUGAAAAAAAAUUUAUGAAAUUUUUCAGUGGCUGGACCGUGUGAUGUGGAUUUUAUCCUUAAUUUUGAUGGUAUUUGUGAUCCUCUCUUUGAAAACUUAUACAGAUGGAAAUCUAUGGACUCCUAUCGAAAAUGCAGUUUAUAGUUCUUUAGGACGAAUUUUAUGGGGAUUAUCAUUGAGUUGGAUUAUAUUUUCAACUUAUUAUCGAAAAGGAAUGAUCAAUGAUUUCAUGUCUCUUCCAAUUUGGACACCUUUGGCAAGAAUGAGUUUUUGUGCUUAUUUGAUUCAUAUUAUGGUUUGUGGAUACUUUUUUGGUAAAAAUUAUUCCGAAAUGUAUUUUUCAUCGCAAUUCGUGAGUUUUUCAGAAAAUUACUAACUUGAAAAAAAUCUCAAUUUUUUCAGUUUUUGGAAGCAGUUAUUCCUGUAACAGUUUUAUCAUUUGUUAUUGCAAUAUUUUGGUCGAGUUUCUUUGAAAUUCCAUUUGCCAAACUGGAAAUGCUUUUAUUUGGUGGUUCUUCGCGAAGAAAGCGAACUCCUAUUGCACCAUCGACAAUGAUAAAUGAAAUACAAGGAAUCCAUAAAAUACCAGUCAAUAUUCCUGAAGAUAUACUUCAGAAACCUUUGAGAUUCUAA